AUGAAUCCCUAUGCUAUCGACUUGUCAGACGACGAGAGCCGGAAGUCUCCUGCUGAGCAGUCGAGCGCGGGGGACACCAAAGGGCGACGGCGAAGCACACGAGCAUGCACUUUCACCGACCCUACUCACAAAAGAGGUCCGCCCAAAGGGUACAUUCUCGCCCUCGAGCGGCGGCUACACCAGGUAGAGGCGCUCCUAGGGACGAUCAUCAGCUCCGACGAUCCCCGCGCGCGGAGCCUCGUACAGGACCUCUCCCGCGACAAGCUUGCCAAUCAUGUCAUCAACAAGGUACACGUUGGCCCCUUCGGUCCCGCGGGCAGGGAGAAACAUCCUUUCGGCUCGACGAAAGAGGACUUCCUUGCCUCUAUCAGCGGCGAUUUGGGAGACAACGCGUCCGAGCAGUCUGGUAGCAGUCAGGAUGCGCAAAAUGAUCCCGCAUUCUUCACACCCAGUAGCGACUGGCAAGACAGCAUGAAGAGCCUUUUGACCGCUGCGAGAGCCGAGGCGGCAAUGGCUGCAUCGGUCGCGUCCCCACCACCAGACACGAAGCCAAGACGCGCUACCUAUCCGUCGAUCAACUCUGGUCAUAUUCCCAUUCCCUACAUGCAAGCGUACUACGAACCUCAACCGCCCCCUGCCCUCUCCGGCACGUCUGUAUUCUAUGAUCAGCAUCACUCCCUGGUGCAAGCUAGUGCUAUGAGAAGUAGCGCACAGUCAUACGGCACAGGCCCAUUACCCACGGUGGGCAACGUCUACACAGACCAAGAUGGGCGGUUCCGAUUGGACACUACACCACCAAUACCACAACAGCCUCUGGACGGGCAACCUACCCCACCGUCAAAUGCUGCAGAUGACUAUUACUCCUCGUUUCAUAGGUAG
Molecule: messenger RNA, 879 nt
Organism: Trametes versicolor FP-101664 SS1
Lineage: Eukaryota; Fungi; Basidiomycota; Agaricomycetes; Polyporales; Polyporaceae
Exons: 8
Coding region: 1-879 (292 amino acids)
Biological process (GO): regulation of DNA-templated transcription
Molecular function (GO): DNA-binding transcription factor activity, RNA polymerase II-specific; zinc ion binding
Source: RefSeq, a predicted model, not a curated record